Molecule: messenger RNA, 3118 nt
Organism: Argiope bruennichi
Lineage: Eukaryota; Metazoa; Arthropoda; Arachnida; Araneae; Araneidae
Product: activating signal cointegrator 1 complex subunit 2-like
Exons: 19
Coding region: 628-2877 (749 amino acids)
Biological process (GO): regulation of DNA-templated transcription
Molecular function (GO): ubiquitin binding
Source: RefSeq, a predicted model, not a curated record
CUCACAGUUCCGAUGAGACAGGCUUUGUCAUUGUCCCAUUGGGAUUAUGUGAUGUUCCUUAGAUAGGUGUGAAAUUCCAUUGCGCUCAAUAGUUGGUCUCGUGUGAACGCUGCUUAAGAUGGCGGAAUUUUAGUGAGUUUUUGGGAAGGUGGUACGAUUUUCUCGGAGAUAAACUGGACACUAAAUUAAUAUCUUAUAACUUUUUAUACAUCAGAUAUUUCUCAGAAUCAAUGAUCGCUUAAAAAUAUGCAUUCCAUUCUUGGUGAAUAAACGAAUCCUCGUGUUGGUAAAAACGUUUUUUCGCAAGUAAUAAUACAGGAAGCGCACCUUUCCCAAUUUCCACAACUAGCGGACAAAAACGGUACUUCAGGUCCCGAGCAAAACCUGCCUCUAGUUAUGCUAUUUCCUCUUAAGGUUUUUUCCCCUUUUAUCUGCUACCGUUUCCAAGAGUGUUCUGCGGAUAACGAUUCAUAUUUCUGUGUGUUCAACGAAUUGACAGACGUGGUUCAAUAUUCGAUUCAAAACUUUAAUUGUUGAUUUUCUUAAAUUUUAUUCACUUUAAAGGCCGGAAUAGUAAUAUUUUUUUUAAUUCAUUAAAGAAACCAAUUUAAUAUCGCAGUUCUCAUUAUGGCUGCUGCUUCGGAUUCUUAUUCCGCUCAGUUUAACGGUGGUCCAUUGGAUACCAUACAAUUGCUAGUGAAUACUAAAAAUGGGGACAAAAAUUUGGUACCUGCAAUAAACUUAGGCUUUAUGGAGUUAAGGAAUUACGUGCACUUCAAACCACCAUUAGAAUUAAAUGACACUGGGCAAGAUUUCUCUGCUGCAGAAGAGGAAGAAUGGUUAGAAAUGGCAUGGUUUUUAGAAGAAGAUCUACACUGGGUUCUCAAGUUGCCUUAUCAUAGGUUUUGGUCACAAGUGAUUUAUGAUGAAAGUUUACAUAAGUGUUUAGAAUCUUAUCUGUCCCAGGCUCCACGGUACUAUGACUUGGAUAGUUUACACUUAAAGGAAGAAAUACUACAGGCUCUUAAGAAAAUCCAUAAAUUAGUAUUCUUAAUUUAUUUGAGGAUGUCCACAUAUAAAGAAUCAAAGAUGCAUCAUAUAAGACCUGAAACUUUUGGACAAGCUAUUUAUGAAAAUUAUAUAUUUGAUGUGCCAAAAAUUAUGGACUUGUGUGUUUUAUAUGGACUGCAGAAUUUGCAAAUUGUGUCAAAGAUGAUUCAGAAUAUAUUUGCAACUCAACCAGCUUACUUUGAAGAUUUAGAUAAUACUUCAAAAAUUGCUCUUGAGGCUUUUAAUACCAUUGAAGAAACAUUGUCAAAAAACCUUCAAGAAAUGCAUGGCACAUCAUCAGAGUAUUGUGUAAAUGGUGUUACUAUAAAAAUGGAAUUUUCAUUGUCAUCAUUUCAGGAUGUUAAUAAUUACAUAACAGAUAUAAGUGCUACCCUUCAUGCCUUUUUGGAAGUUUUUCCCUCUGCUUGCCAAACAUUCAAUCAAAAUGGAGCUCCUCUAAGGCUAACUACAUUUUAUGAAUUAGCUUUUCCUGCAAUUGAAAGGGAAAUUGCUAGAAGAAGUAAACUAAAAGAAAAUAAAGGUAUAUUGCAAGAAAUAAAAAGGAAAGUUAGUCUAUCAAAAACAUUAUUAAUGAAAGUAUUUAGGAAUAUUUUAAACACCUGCUGUAUACAAAACAUUUUUUCUGAAAGUUCAAAAGGGAAUCAAAAAUCUGGAUAUUCAUCUUCCGAACGAUUUUUAGAAAUCUUUACCGAAAUAACUUCUAAUAAAAUCUUCUUGAAUGAUUAUAACUUCUUAUAUCCCUUUGAAGCAGACAUCGAGCUUUUUCAUGAAGUUGGUUUAAAUCUAGACCAACAAAGAUUAAGUUAUAUUUUUUGUAGUAUUCAUGAUUCUGAGGAGAAUAUGCCCCAAACUUUUGUGUCUUCUGCCAUAAAUGGUGCUCUUCCUAAGACAAAGACAGUAAAUAGUUCUCAGAAAGAUACUCUGAGUUUAUAUGCUGCUGCAGAUAUUUUAAGAGGAGACAAAUGCACUAAAAAAAAUGUAUGCAAUGGAAUAUCAAAUUCUGAAGCAAAUGGCCUAACCGAUAUUGAAAUUAAUUCUCUGAUUGAAUCAGUGAGAGAAAUUUUACAUAACUUUGAUAAAGAUCUUAUUAAGAAAUGUUUGGAAUACUUCAAUUAUGAUCCUGACAAAGUGAUUGAUGCAUAUGUUACUGACACUUUGCCAGAUCAUCUAAAAAGUGAAGAAGAAACUUUUGAAAAGGAAAUUAAUGGUGCUGAAGCAAAUUCAUUCCAUUCUAUUCUGCAUGAAAGAAAGUGUGUUUAUGAUAAUGAUGAAUUUGAUGUUAUGCGAAGAACUGAUAUAAAUCUAGAAAAUGUGCAUAUAGGGAAAAAAAAUAAAACUCCAUCUAAAUAUGAAGCUUUGACUAAGGAUAAAGAAUUUGAAUUUAUAAAGCGAUAUACCCUUGCUUGUGGUUCUGAAGAAACAGAAUAUUUGGAUGAGCCAAAUUUAUAUGAAGAUGAGUAUGAUGAUACUUAUGAUUCAGCUAUGGUUGGCUUGAAAGAACCAAUUCCAGAAGGUGUACCUGAUAUUGACUUAUCUGAAGACAAAAAGGGUGAAGAAGACUCAUCUGGACUUUCACGAGAUACUUCGAGGGAUUUUUGUGAAAAUCCCGAAGUUUUACGAGAAAGAGCUCAGCAAAGAUGGCAAUCUAAAAUGGCUGCAAGAGGUGCAAGAAGAGGUGGUGGAGAAUCAUCUGAUCCAAAUCGGAAUAGGCAAAACAAAGAUCGUCAUAAAGCUAAUGUUGCAAAUCAUAAUCGGCGGAAACAGGCUGAUUUUAAGAAAUCAAGAGGGAUGAUUCAUCCAAACUAAAAGUGUGUUGAAUUGUAGGUAUGAAGAUGUCAGAGAUUUCUUCCCAGACGUGAUCUUCUUACUUAUUUCUAUACUGCUGUGAUUAUUGGAUUAUAAACCGUUGUAACUUAUUUUCAGUUUUUAAAAUAUCAGUGAAACAGAGCUUUUCCUUGUGAAGCAUUUAUAUUUUUAUAAAUGUAUCAAUUGUAAAUUAUUGUAUUUAAAAGUUUAUAACAAGCUAAAUAAAACACUAUUGAACUAA